Molecule: messenger RNA, 1764 nt
Organism: Euleptes europaea (tarantolino)
Lineage: Eukaryota; Metazoa; Chordata; Lepidosauria; Squamata; Sphaerodactylidae
Product: zinc finger protein 436-like
Exons: 6
Coding region: 1-1764 (587 amino acids)
Biological process (GO): regulation of cytokine production; negative regulation of transcription by RNA polymerase II; regulation of immune system process
Source: RefSeq, a predicted model, not a curated record
AUGGUAGUCGUGGAGACUGGGCCGUGCAAACGCUUAGCUUGCCCGGGGCCGUCACAUGAUGGGAAGCGGAAAAAAGAAACAAGCCUUAAAACUAACCUUCCCCCUGAAAACAAAACUGCAGGCGGACGUGGGUUCCCUUGCCUGGAAAACUGCAUUAAAAGAGAGAAAGAAAUCCCCAUUUGCUUUGGAGACGCGUUUAGACAGGCGCCAGUGGAUUCGGAUUUGGUGAAAGCGGAGGAGAAGCGCCUGGAGCCAACAGGGAUCGAUCUCCCGUCUCGGCUGGAAGACCUGAGCUUUGCGGCUGCUGCCAACCAGAGGCCUAGAGGACACAGGAAGUCCCACAGCCUGCUAGGCCUGAGUGGAGAUACUCCGCAGGUCUCUGGGAGGCUGGGACACUCUUCUGGAGAAAUGAAAGAAGAGACUGUGGAUGAGGACGAUGUUAGUUUGGAAAUAUGGCGGCAGCGGUUCAGGCAUUUCUGCUAUGAGGAGUGUGAAGGGCCUCGACACGCUUUCGGUCAUCUCCAGAAACUCUGCUGUCAGUGGCUGAAACCAGAGAGGCAUACCAAGGAGCAGAUCCUAGAGCUGCUGAUCCUGGAACAGUUCCUGGUCAUCCUCCCACAGGAAAUGCAAAGCUGGGUGAGGGAACGUGACCCUAAGAGCUGCACCCAGGCAGUGAGCUUGGCAGAGGAUUUCCUGAUGAGAAGGUCCGAAGAGGCCGAGAUGCAGGAGCUACAGGCACUGGUUCCGCUUGAGGGGGAGGAGUUGGAGAAUUCGGCCAAGACCGAGCAGCUGCCAUUGGGCACUGUGAAGACCGAGCCUAUUGGGCAGGACUGUGAUGGAGAAUCUACCUUGAAGGAACCCGAGCAGAGUCAGCUUGCUGAAGAAAAGAAAGCCUAUCAAUGCUCCCAGUGCGGGAAAAGCUUCAUGUGGAGAUCCCACCUCACGAGGCAUGAGAGAACGCACACAGGAGAGAAGUUGUACAGCUGCUCUACCUGUGCAAAAAGCUUUGCUCAGGCAUCGCAUCUUGCCAUCCAUGAGAGAACCCAUACGGGAGAGAAACCAUAUAAGUGUACAGGGUGCGGGAAAAGCUUCAACCAGAGUUCAGUCCUCUCACGGCACAUGAAGAAACACAUGGGGGAGAGAGAGUACAAAGGCCCUCACUGUGGGAAAAGCCAGCGGAAGUCACAUCCUCCGAAAAACGUGACGACCCACACGGACCUUACGAAGCAUAACAGGACCCAUACAGGAGAGAAGCCAUACCAAUGCUCUGACUGUGGGAAACGCUUCAGUGACAGCUCACAGCUGGCCAAGCACGAAAGGACCCACGCGGAGGAGAAGCCAUAUGAAUGCUCUGUCUGUGGGCAAGGCUUCCGCGAGAGCUACCGCCUCAUUAGACACGAGAGGAACCACACGGGAGAUAAGCCGUUCACUUGUGUGACGUGCGGGAAAAGCUUCGUCGACAAAUCGGGCCGUGAGAAACACGAGAGGACUCACACAGGUGAGAAACCGUACAGGUGUUCCGUCUGUGGCAGAAGCUUCAGUGAGAGAUCGAACCUGAUCAGCCAUCGCAGAGUCCACACGGGAGUGAAGCCGUACAAGUGCUCCAUCUGUGGGAAAAGCUUGAGCCGACGAUCACAUCUCCUUAACCAUUACAAAAUACACACGGGAGAAAAACCUUACGAGUGUGCUGACUGCGGCAGGAGCUUCAUCCAAAGAACACAGCUUCUCAUCCAUGAGAAGAUCCACAUGAUGGAAAGUCGAUGA